AUGACUUGGUUCACCGAGCUCGAGGAUAUUAUCUACGCCCCAGUCGAGUACAUUCCUGCUGUGGGCACAGUGUAUUCCUUCAAAAGAGCAAAUAUCGCCUACAGGGAGGGGGAGUGGAAGCGACAUUGGCAAUCUGUUUCUAAUUUUGGGUGGGGACUCGUGAGAGAUGCCUUCCUAAUUUCCGAGCUAGUCGAACCCGCCCCAGUUGUCAUCAUUCACGCGAUGGGUGAAGCACUCACCGACAAGCUUGUCGAGGUCUUCUCAGCCAAAUCCACCGAGGAGGCUAAAAUCCCAUGGAACCCGAAGCAGAAUUUCGCCGCAGGGGGCCAGGACUCGGAGAGUGAUGGUCUUUACCACGUGCUCAUUACGGGCAGCACCAAGGAGAAGAGCGAGGCAACAGCGAAAGCGAUCUUUCAAGAUGGCCUCCCGAAGGGCCUCCGUUACUUUCACCGUUCUCACUUUGUAGGGCGGUUCACCCACGAGACGUACGCUAAAGAUGGCGAGAACAUCUCUCUCCAUCUUCCUAACGGAUUAUACCCUGGGGCAACGUGCGUCUUCUCGUGGAAGUGGACUGUGGACGCGUCCGGAGUAGCGAACAGACCUGAACAUACCAAGGGUACAUUGAGGAUCGAUUCAGGGAAGCCGACUGGGUUUGGGUUGGCGACAAACGAGAAUUACUGCGACUUUUGGGGUGAGAUUGUCAGCGAGGAUGAGUUAAAGGUAAAAAUGCAGAUCCCGAACUGGCCCGACGUCAUUUCUUUUGAAAUGAAGAGAGUUCCGGGACCAUUCCCGUCGCGGGUGAUGAAUCCAAUGUAA
This is a messenger RNA of Marasmius oreades (fairy-ring Marasmius), 816 nucleotides long. RefSeq lists its product as uncharacterized. The transcript is spliced from 2 exons. Bases 1 to 816 code for a protein of 271 amino acids. Lineage: Eukaryota; Fungi; Basidiomycota; Agaricomycetes; Agaricales; Marasmiaceae. The record is from RefSeq and is a predicted model, not a curated record.